AUAAUAAUUACUACGGAGUAUAAAAAAAGAAUACUUAUUAGAGCAGAAAAUGUGUACUUUCAACAUACAGAGUUGUUUUUAAAAACAACUCCAUGUACUUUUUUCCAGUAUUCACUCUACUGUGUGCUUACACACGUGGACGUUUUUGUUUUUUCAGUACAUGGUGGGAAGAAGUGGUUGACCCUGUCACUGCCAGGGUCAACCAGAGAACAGAUGACAGCACAGGCCUCGCAUUAGACACGGCAGACUGACUACAGGUGGUUCUGUGUGCUGACGGACUGCGGCUGCACAGGAGCCGCUGAGCUGGAAACCAGUGAGCUCAUUCGGGCUGCUUAUGGAAGAGGGCGGGGCUCCCAGCAUCAUCACCACCGGCCAUCGCUGCUUCAUUGUACGGGGGCUGCUGCUGAUGCUGCGACCGUAGCGGGGAAAAGGACGGGGUUUUUUUUCUCCCUUUAAAAAAAAUAAGAAAAAAAGCAUGUCAUGGACACGGUUUCACGGCGAUUAGGACUCCACGGGCGACGAGAAUCGAUUUCGAGCCCUUUUUUUCUGAUAGGAGAAUGAGGAAGAGGAGGAACUGGAAACCACUGGGAGCGCCUUGGGAAGUUUCUGUGAAGUCUCAAUGAAAGCACUAGAAGAGCCUCUCUAGUAUUCGACUCAAUGGCCAAGAAAGGGCGUACGAAGAGCGAGAAGCCCGAAGCGCUCAUCUCUGCCCUGCAGGCAGCCAAUGAAGAUCUCAGGUCCAAGUUGACUGACAUUCAAAUAGAGCUACACCAAGAAAAAUGCAAGGUGAGCAAACUGGAACGCGACAAGCUUCAGGAGGUGAAGCGGGUGCGAGAGCAGGAGCAGCACCGUCACACCGCCAUGUUGACAGAGCAGCGGGCCAAGUGGCACGAGGAAAAGCAGAAGGAGCUCCAGGCUCUGAGGGAAAACCUAACACGACAGCAUGAGCAGGAAUUGGCCCGCCACGCCAAAAUCAAGGACCAGGAGAACCAGAGGCUCAAAGCCGCACUGAGCGCCAUGCGCGAUGGCAGCGGAGAGAAGGUGCGCACAGCAUUGACCCUGGAAGCCAAGGAGGACGCACGCCGCUUCUUUGACCAGGAGCGAGUGAAGCUCCUGCAGGAGAUAGUGGAGCUGAAGAGCACAAAGAAGCAGACCGAUGAGGCUCUCAGCAACAUGAUCCAGUCCGACAAGAUGAAGGCUGGCGACCUGCGGGUGGAGCACCAGCAUCACCAGGAGCAGAUCUCCAAGAUCAAGUGGGACAGUGAGAAAGACAUCCGCAGACUGGUGGAUGAAAUCAAAUCUAAAGAACGCACCAUCUUUGGUCUGGAGAAGGAACUGGAGUCAACGGCGGGUUUCCUACAGAAGCUGCAGCUUCAGAAGGACGCGCUGGACGACCAACUGUUCCUCGUCAAGGAGAUGGAGUGUGGCCUGGGGAGCCCGAAGAGAGAGAUUCCAGGCAGAGCUGGAGAUGGAGCUGAGCACUGUAGUAGCCCAGACUUGAGGAGAAACCAGAGGCGCCUUGCUGAUCUCAACUCGACCAUACGCAAAUUAGAGGACCGCAACUCACUGCUGGUCGAUGAGAGGAAUGAACUGCUGAAGCGAGUUCGGGAGACAGAGAAGCAGUGUAAGCCAAUGCUGGACAAGAACAAGCUGCUGUGUAAGAGGAAUGAUGAUUUGACUCAGACGAUCCAGAAGCUGGAGGAUAAACUCAAGAACCUGGCCAAGGAGAACCAUGAGAUGAAGGAGAAGAUCAGCUCCCAUCCUCCGCUGAAGAAGCUGAAGUCUCUGAAUGACCUGGACCAAGCACAUGAUGACCAGGAAAUUGCCUUUCUCAAGCUUCAAGUCCUGGAGCAACAAAGCAUGAUUGAUGAGCUGACGAGAGACCGAGAAAAACUACUGAGAAAGAAAAGGCAUAAAAGAAGUUCGAGGCCAAUAAAGAGGCACAUCGUAGUAGACACCUUCUUUGGGUAUGAUGAAGAGUCUAUGGACUCAGAGACGUCUUCGGUGGCUUCGUUCCGGAUGGACAGAACUCCUGCUACUCCAGAUGAAGACCUGGAGGAGGGUCUAGCCAACGAGGAGUCGGAGCUGCGUUUCCGUCAGCUGACCAGGGAGUAUCAGGCGUUACAGCGAGCCUAUGCCCUGCUGCAGGAACAGAAAGGAGGCAUUCUGGAUGCUGAGAUGGAGGCUAGGGCUCAGGAGCAGCUCCAAGCAGAAGUUCUCAGGUAUAAAGCCAAAAUAGAGGACUUGGAGAAGGAGCUGAACCUGAAGGGACAGGACUCCAAAUGGGUGGAGGAGAAGCAGCUCUUCUUACGAAGGAAUCAGGAGCUAUUAGACAAGAUGGAAAAGAUGGAGUCAGACUGCAGUCGACUGCAGCAGGAACUGCAAGACUCCAAAGAUCAGAAUGAACUGUUAGAGUUCAGGAUACUGGAGCUGGAGGAGCGCGAGAGGAGGUCCCCUCCAUUCAACCACCUGAGGAUGCAUCCUUUCUCUGAGGGAGUCAGUGCUCUGCAGAUCUACUGUAUGAAGGAGGGGGUCAAGGACGUGUGCAUACCUGAUCUCAUCAAACUUCUAGAUAUCCUGGGAGACAACGGGAAUUUAAGAAAUGAAGAGCAAGUGGCCAUUAUUCAGGCCAGCACUGUUUUGUCGCUAGCAGAAAAGUGGAUUCAACAGAUUGAGGGGACGGAGGCAGUGCUGCACCAGAAGAUGAUGGACCUGGAGAUAGAGAUGGAGAUGUUCUGUAAACAGAAAGGGUAUCUAGAAGAGGAGCUGGACUACAGGAAACAGGCCAUGGACCAGGCCUACUUGCAAAUCCAGGAGUUGGAAGCAACGUUAUACAACGCCCUGCAGCAAGACAAGGUGAUAAAGUACGGCGAGCCUCUGGAUGAACUUCAGAAGGACGAGCUGCGGUCGUCGGUGGAGAAGCUGAGGAGGCAGAUGCUGAGGAAGAGCCGGGAGUACGACUGCCAGAUCCUCCAGGAGAGGAUGGAGCUGCUGCACCAGGCGCACCAGAGGAUUCGUGACCUUGAAGACAAGACGGAAAUCCAGAGGAGGCAGAUUAAAGACCUGGAGGAAAAGGUGGUGUGUCAGCUUGGAGAUCUUGUUUGUGACUGCAGUGUUAUUUAUUUUCUGGACAAGUGUGGAACAAAGUGCGUAGCAGUGGCUGCUAGUGUCCUCACAUCAGUGACUGCUGUCAGUAUAGGUGGAUGUGUCGUGUGUUGGCUGUGGACGUUCCACUUCAGAUUUUAUUCUUUUGUUUGUUUUUAAAUGGGGCUGGGGUUCUCAGGAUACUGCACAGGAUGACGUUUUGUUUUUUUAAGAGCGGUGUUGGACAUUAAAUGUCUCUCCAAACAGCUGGGAGUACACUGCACCAGGCUGCAAGAAUGACACACAAUUAGUGAGACACUUCCAGUAGAUGCAGAGACACAGACACACAUAUACCAACGUACACACAGUUUACAGACACGCAUGCAUAUACAGACGCAUGCAGAUGCAAACACACUCACACACACAUGCUUUGACAAAUCAAAACCAAAGCCUGGGAAAUGUUCUCUCUGCCAUGCAGGGUAAUAAUAUGUCGUUCACCAACAUUUAGCCACCGCGGGAAUACAAACGGAGAGAGCUACUGAUAGACAACGAGACAAACAAGCCACCGGACCACAACUUCUCUCUUCUUCUCUUCUUUCCUUUCCAAAACCCGGAAGGACGUUCUUCAUGAAUGCAACCUCUUGGUGAAUAGAGGCGAGCCAACUCAGGGGCCACGAGUGCAGAGGCCAGUACUGGUCUCAGGUCAGAUUAUUAUGAGGAACACUAUGGGACAUGGCGAGUCACCGGGCUGGCCUGCCCUUGCUGUUUUCAGAAUGGUGCUUACACACGCUGCUUGGACUCUCCAGAGGUUAAACCUGGGGAAAGGGCAGAGCUGCGCUGCAGAGGCUGGUGUGUAGAGACACUAAAAGGGGGAUACAGGACACUCAGGUUGAGGCGUCUUCACCGGACAAACAUGACAGACUUGCGCGGAGAGGUAAAAAGAGAACAAAAAAGAUCACGGUUGGAAACGACAACGUGGAUGUCCACCGAUUGUCAAGACACUUCUUUAUUUAUCUCAAAAACGAGCAGACUGUAAGAGCUUUACUCUCUGGUUAUCUUUCUUUUUAAAUUUGUUUUUUUACACCUCCUACCACCAAGAUACUGUGUCCCAAGAUUUCCACUGAACUACAUGCUUAUUCUGUACUGUAAUAUAUACAUUUGUUGAUAUGUACAUGUCGCUGAAGUAUUUUAUUUAGUCUCCCCUUUCAUUUCUGUGAAUAGUUGCAAUUUUAUUUUACUCUCUGAAGCAGCUUGAACAGUUGAUGUAGUUUAUAAAUGACUAAAAAGGGUACGCAUUGCUCUGUUAUAUUGUGGUGACGGCUGCAAAGAUGAACUUUAUUUCCUUGAAAAUUAUAAAUGAAAAAUCGCCUCCCUUUUCUUUUUUUUCUCCCUCUAUCACACACAUAAUACUGUAUUUAUGAAUCUUCUGUCUAAUAAAUGUUCUGCUCUGUUUGGCCAGCAGGGGGUGCUGGUUUCACCUGAGCGACUUUCCAUUCACCCUUUAAAGUUACACAAUCUUUUAACAAACUUGUAAAUAUUUUCAAACUAGCUUGCAAAAUAUCUUUAUCAACUCUGGUGGGAUGGUUGACAAAUUCAAAUCUAGCAGUUGUGUCAUCAGUACUUCCUUGAUGCACAAAAAAAUGGAUACAAUUUAAAUUCAACAGUUGAAUUUCAUAUGACGGAAAAGACGGAAACAAUCAUAACGCCACAUUUUUCUGUCCCAAGACCACUGCAGGUUCCCCUGUUUUUUUACUAACAAAUAUGUCUUUGAUACUAACAAGCCUCUUUCACAAAACACGACUUGCCACUUCCCCAAAAUGAAAAGGGAGAAAGUGAAUGCAACACAACACCUGCUCUCCUGUCAAGCCAACUGCCCAGGCACUGCAAUAUUUACUAGUAUAGGCCGUCCUUGUUCCCUAUGUACCUGAGCUGGUGUAUCGUCCACCAUACCACCCCUCCAUUCACAGGUCUAGUGGAUCAAGGCAUCUCAUUACAUAGCGGACAGUAACUAUGACCCAUUCACUUUACCAAGGGGAAUGACUGAGACUAUUUUUGUGCAGACUCAGCUAACUAGCAGUUGCCUUAAAUGCAUUCCCCCCCCCCCUUUUUAUCCGCUUGUAUGUUCCUUUUUAGUGAUUAUUUUUUCAGGCGGUUGAUAUCAGCAUAUAAUGUAAUGUGUGUAUAUAUAUAUAUAUCUUUUUUCUUUAUUUCACAGAGGAGUUCUUUUUAUCUUUACCCCGUCUGUCUUCCAGCGAGACUUCAACCCUUCCUCCUACUUUCGUCUAGAUUAUUACAGAAACAGAAAAAAGGAGCAAUGCUGUAAAAAAUAAAACAAAACAUGGCCUUGGA
Molecule: messenger RNA, 5433 nt
Organism: Anarrhichthys ocellatus (wolf-eel)
Lineage: Eukaryota; Metazoa; Chordata; Actinopteri; Perciformes; Anarhichadidae
Gene: jakmip2
Product: janus kinase and microtubule interacting protein 2
Exons: 24
Coding region: 658-3264 (868 amino acids)
Molecular function (GO): kinase binding; microtubule binding
Source: RefSeq, a predicted model, not a curated record